Molecule: messenger RNA, 15008 nt
Organism: Coregonus sp. 'balchen'
Lineage: Eukaryota; Metazoa; Chordata; Actinopteri; Salmoniformes; Salmonidae
Source: the annotation of a GenBank genome assembly
AUGCAAAACACUUAUCCUCCUCAUGACUCCAUGUUCCAGAGAGUGAUGCAUAAUUCGUAGUGAAGUUGCAGGAUUAUACUGCAGUCGAGAAAGACGAAGUCACUCUGGACUGUGAACUCAGCAAAGAUGUCCCAGUCAUGUGGUACCAUAAUGAGACUGAAAUGAAUGCCUCUAAGAUGGUAACCAUAACGGCUGAAGCGAAUCGAAGAAUGUUGUCCAUCAAGAAAGUGGAGGACCAAGAUAAGGGACAAUACGUAUGUGAUUGUGGAACGGACAAAACCAUGGCAAAUAUUAAUAUCAAGGGUAAGCAAUUACAAAUGUUUGUUAAGCAACAAACAUUUAUUUUGAGAACGUUCUUGCGGUUUUCUUGUAAUUGUAAUGUUCUCAAUACUGAAUUGCAGCUCGAGAUAUAGAGAUAACUCGGCCAAUGUAUGGUGUUGAGCUCUUUGAUGGCGAGACCGCUCGCUUUGAAGUAGAAAUCUCUGAAGAUGAUGUCCAUGGCCAGUGGAAACUGAAGGGAGAAGUCCUUACUCAAUCCCCUGUAUGUUACAUAGACCAAAUUAUUCUCACUGUUGUUUGACCAUUUUACCAUUCAUAUCCAUUACGUGAUCAUCCAUUCACAUCCAUUACGUGGUCUUGAAAUAUUACAAUGAAACAGCCUAUAGCAUUCUCUUCCUUCCUCCUUUUCCCCUUCAUCUUCAUCUAAUGUGGACUAUUUUCUAUACAAAUGUUGCUAUAAUUUACAGGACGUUGAAAUCAUAGAGGACGUUGCAAAGCACACAUUAAUAUUAUACUACCUCAAGGCCCCCUUGUCAGGGGAGAUUCUAUUUACAGCUGCUAAUGCUAAAUGUGUUGCUAAUCUGAAAGUGAAAGGUGAGAUUCUUUGGUUGGUGAUAUGAUAAUGUAAAUAUUAAUAUUUUCAGUGGUGGUUCUCUACGCAUUGCCAUGAUGCCACAUUAUCUUUCCUUCUGAACUACAGAGAGUCCAAUUACAUUUGUCACACCUUUGAGUGAUGUGCAAGUGUAUGAAAAAGAUGAGGCCAGAUUUAAGUGUGAGGUGUCCAGAGCGCCUAAGAGCUUCCGUUGGCUCAGGGGAUCUCAUGAGUUGACAGCUGAUGAUAAGUUUGAUAUUAUCCAUGAAGGAAAGAGACACACUCUGGUGGUCAAAUCUGCUGCAUAUGAGGAUGAAGCUAAGUACAUAUUUGAGGUAGAGGACAAGAGAACCACUGGCAAACUAGUUAUCCAAGGUAAUCUGAAGAGAUUUUUUGGUGCUUCCUGUUUAAAUCCUGAUUCAAUUCAUUACAAGUGACUGAAAUUGAUCUUCUCACGAUGACAAUGAUUCAAUUUCUUAUGAAUUGAAUGUCUUAUCAGGAAUUCGCCUUGAGUUUGUCAAGCCCAUUAAGGAUGUCACUGUCAAGGAGCGCGAGACAGCAGAGUUCAGUAUUGAACUCUCACAUGACAACAUCCAGGUCACCUGGUACAAGAACGAUGUGCGUUUGCAUCCCAGCAAAGUUGUGCACAUGUCAGAUGAUGGCAAGAUGCACAAAUUGACCUUCAAGGUGGUGUCCAUUGAUGACACAUCCAUGAUCAAAGUAGAGGCCAUGGGCAAAAUCUCAGAGGCCAUGCUCACAGUUCUCGGUUAGUAUACCGUUAAAACCCUUGAAACGUUCAAUCACAACAAAUCUAUACAAUCUGUAGAUGAAAAUAACAGGUGAGUUACCGUUGUCGAAACUGAAAUAUCACACGCAACUCAUCAUGGUUUCUUUUUCAUCAACAGAGGGAAAGCCUUACUUCACGACAAAACUGCACGACUACUCAGUCACUGAGAAGGAUGAACUGACGAUGGUUUGUGAACUGAGCAAGCCCAAUGCAGAGGUGAAAUGGUUCAAAGGUGACCAGCAAAUCACUUCCUCCAAGAAUGUGGUCAUCAAAGCCGAUGGAAAGAGGCGUAUGCUGAUCAUUAAGAAGACAGAGAAAGCCGACAUUGGAGAAUACAGCUGUGAUUGUGAUACGGACAGAACCACGGCCAAGCUCAAUAUUGAAGGUAGCCUUUAGCUCAGCAUUUGAGAAUUGCAGUAUAUAUUUUCCUUCAUUCAUACAAACACUUGAGUUGUCUUUGUGUUUCUUCUACAGAUCGUGACAUUAAGUUUGUCAGGCCCCUGUACAGCGUGGAAGUGACAGAAACUGAAAUCGCCAAGUUUGAGAUUGAGAUCUCUGAGGAGGAUGUACAUGGUCACUGGAAACUCAAAGGAGAGGCUCUUCACCAGUCUCCUGUAAGAAAAUAUCCACAACAUUAUUACUACAUACAAUAAUUGGACAUUCCUUAGUACAUUUCCUAGCGGUUGAGGAGUAAAAGAAAAUAGAUGGUAAGUAUAAUUUGAUGAGGAUCACUUAGUAACUGUUUAUGUAUUCUCUUUCAAGGACUGUGAGAUUAAGGAGGAUGGUACAAGGCAUGUCCUUAUCCUGUACAACGUUCGCAAGGAUCAGGCCGGAGAAGUUGACUUCCAGGCUGCCAAUGCUAAAUCCAAUGCUCACCUUAGAGUUAAAGGUGAGAAUGAUUUAACACACACUCACACAUUUAUUUGACCAUGAGAUAAGCACGCACACAUUGUCCCAACUGUUGGUUGAAUAAGUAAACCCCAGAGCUGUCAGAUGAGGAUAUAGUCAGGCAUUUACAGCCCCUUUUAAGUAGGUGUCAAACAUUUUACAAGGGAGGACUAAAGCUAUCUAAAUAAGUGUGUCAUAAAAAGUGUUGAAGUUCGGAUAUCAAUUCUGGCACACUUCUUACAUAUCUAAAUAUCUACUUGCAAAACACCCAGGGCCUUGCUAUGCAAUGCAAUUCUUAGCCAUGAUGCAACCAUUUUUGGGGUAAAAGUUGGGUAACAACGCACCCCCAAAAUUCAAAGAGGUUGAUUGACAGGGACAGAUUGCCUAACCGGUGGUUUGGCAGGGGGUGGGUUAAAGGCCAAUCAGGUGUUGUGGCUAUUUUAGAAUCCACAUGCCUUAUCUAGAGUGGGCAGUUAGUGAUUGGCAGAGCUACAACAUGCCUGCCUCUCAAAGUUUUUUGCUGACCAUAUACAUCUCAAGGAAACUGGGUAUGCAAAUGAGGAAGGCCCCCAAUUUCAAGUCCCUCUGCGCUAGUCCUAGCAGUUCUCCUGGUGGUUUACAGGGCUCCAGAGCAGUGGCCAGCCGUCAGGGCAUCCGCAAAAUGAGGAUUUAGCAGUUAAGGAUUUACCGGUUUCUCUUGGGAUUUGGGAGUGACUAAUAAUGUCUUCUCCUCAAUCUAAAGCGCGGGUGAUCGGCCUGCUGCGGCCUCUCAAGGAUGUUACUGUUACUGCUGGGGAGACCGCCACUUUCGACUGUGAACUGUCAUACGAAGGAAUAACUGUGGAAUGGUUCCUAGGGGGUACGAAGUUGGAGCCAAGUGACAGAGUAAGUGUUUAUACUGUACCAUCUGAAAUAUUUAUGUUACCUCAACACUGACACUCCCUCAAGUAAUUUAUAGGGAAACAUGCUAAGACUUUGAAUUGUACUUAUGAACAACAAUUUUUCCAAUAUGGCAGACAAAUACCCGUUGUCAUGGAAUUUACUACCUGGAUUAUAACAUAUUCUCAUAUCCCAAAUACUUGUAAUGUUUUAACGUGAUCUAAACGUUGUCCUCGGUUUAACUUAAUCUUAUUCAAAAAAGGGUCUUGAAUUUAAAUGGAUCUUAGCCAGAUUGUCAUGUUGCAUUAUUUACUUUUCUACAUUUCGAUUUGAAUUUUCUCUUGCAUGUGCAACCGACAUGCUUUCUGCAUAUAAGGGCCUGUGAGGAUCAGGAUUCCAGUUGGGGAUUUGAUCCGGGUUUUGAGAUAACGCAGGAGGGCUUUUCUGCGCUGCGAGCGUUCUUCAAGUUAUUUUUAACUGCUUCAAGUGUGUGUGUCCAAUGGCACGUGGCUUGAGUUAUUUGACAGUUAUCAUUUUUAAAUAUGAAACGUGUUGUAAUUUCAUGUACAAAUUGGCUUUGAAUUGCUUUGAGUUAUCUGUUAGGCCCGUACAUACCUAUAUAUAUAUUGUCUAGCAUAGUUGUUUAAUUAAUUCCUGUGGGUUUGUGGUGUGAAAACGUUAUAUGAUAGGUUGAUUUACGAUGUUGCAUAGACUGGUUUGCCCUUCAGUUACAUACAGUUAUAUCAGUCCUAUUACCUAUUUUAAUGAUGAUUGAAUUCACAUCCUUGACAAUUUGAUGUGUUGCCAUACACAAUGCUAGCAAACGUUUGAUUAUUUUGAGGAUAACUGUGAUUACUUUUGUUCCACUAAAAGUCUUACAUUUAGAAUAAUAUAUUCUGGAAUAUGUAGGCUAUUAUUUUAAUGUGGCUAUGGCUGAAUAGUCCAAAACAUGAUGAUUUAAGCUGUCAGAUGUUGUUAGGAAAACCUGAGGUGCCAUUUGUACUGUUAUAAUAAUGAUAUAACAGUCUGAAGGUGUUGUUUUAAAGUGGCUGUUUAAAGUUACGUUUAAAAUAAUAUAUAGUCUACCUUGCAACAGAGACAGCUAAAUAACUUUGAUAUACUGUAACCAUUUGUCCAAAGCCUGUGAAUGAACUGCCAUGGUCUUCAUGUUUUCACAUAUAGUUGUUAUGUCAUUAGGCAUAUCAUGACUAUUUGUAAUGGGGAAGAAAAUAUAGAACCUAUGUUGACUGUAAUUGCUGUACCACUGCACCAUAAGUGGUAGGCCUAUAUUGUUUACAUUCAAGAAGAAAACUUGACUUUAUGGAACACCUACUGUAAAGGACUGGGGAAGUUUGGUCUUAGUUAACCACCUUACCCAAGCUCUGGUAAAAUGGAAGAGUCAGGUGACAACUGGAGUUAAAAUUAAGCCUAGGGUCCCCUCAGGGUGCCUUCGAUCCCUUGUCACCAGCUGCUGAUGUUCAUUCACAGGAAGAAGUAAAUAGCUUGACCCCACAUAGCUGUCCCCGUCCACCUGAUUUAUCAAACUGCUUGAUUUGGCAGGUGGUCACCCGAGCAGAAGGCAAAAAUCACACUCUGACUCUCAGAGAUGUCAAGAUUUCAGAAGAUGGAGAAGUUAAACUCACUGCAAAGGAUUUCCAGAUUGAGGCCAGACUACAUGUGGAUGGUAGGUUAAUCUAUGUGUGUUAUGUGAAUGAUAGGUUGCUAUUGCUGUUUGUGGUAUUUGGUUGCUGUUGUUGUUGGGAUUCUUGCCCCCACAAUGAUUGCCCCCAACUGCUCUCUUAAUCGACAUGGAGACUUGGUUUCUAUUUCCAUUCCAAAUGUACAGUUGUCAUGCUUUGAAGGUCCUAAUUGGUUGAUUUCUUCAAAUUCAUUGGUGGUACGAUUUUGUGCAUAUGAUGAGGUUAAACAACAAUAUAGUUAAAAUAUGUACACUAUAAAGCAUAUUGGACUGAUGAAUCACUAUGGAUGGAGCUACAGUGAGGGAAAAAAGUAUUUGAUCCCCUGCUGAUUUUGUACGUUUGCCCACUGACAAAGACAUGAUCAGUCUAUAAUUUUAAUGGUAGGUUUAUUUGAACAGUGAGAGACAGAAUAACAACAAAAAAAUCCAGAAAAACGCAUGUCAGAAACGUUAUAAAUUGAUUUGCAUUUUAACGAGGGAAAUAAGUAUUUGACCCCUUUGCAAAACAUGACUUAGUACUUGGUGGCAAAACCCUUGUUGGCAAUCACAGAGGUCAGACGUUUCUUGUAGUUGGCCACCAGGUUUGCACACAUCUCAGGAGGGAUUUUGUUCGACUCCUCUUUGCAGAUCUUAUCCAAGUCAUUAAGGUUUCGAGGCUGACGUUUUGCAACUCGAACCUUCAGCUCCCUCCACAGAUUUUCUAUGGGAUUAAGGUCUGGAGACAGGCUAGGCCACUCCGGGACCUUAAUGUACUUCUUCUUGAGCCACUCCUUUGUUGCCUUGGCCGUGUGUUUUGGGUCAUUGUCAUGCUGUAAUACCCAUCCACGACCCAUUUUCAAUGCCCUGGCUGAGGGAAGGAGGUUCUCACCCAAGAUUCGACGGUACAUGGCCCCGUCCAUCGUUCCUUUGAUGCGGUGAAGUUGUCCUGUCCCCUUAGCAGAAAAACACUCCCAAAGCAUAAUGUUUCCACCUCUAUGUUUGACGGUGGGGAUGGUGUUCUUAGGGUCAUAGGCAGCAUUCCUCCUCCUCCAAACACGGCGAGUUGAGUUGAUGCCAUUUUGGUCUCAUCUGACCACAACACUUUCACCCAGUUCUCCUCUGAAUCAUUCAGAUGUUCAUUGGCAAACUUCAGACGGGCCUGUAUAUGUGCUUUCUUGAGCAGGGUGACCUUGCAGGCGCUGCAGGAUUUCAGUCCUUCACGGCGUAGUGUGUUACCAAUUGUUUUCUUGGUGACUAUGGUCCCAGCUGCCUUGAGAUCAUUGACAAGAUCCUCCCAUGUAGUUCUGGGCUGAUUCCUCACCGUUCUCAUGAUCAUUGCAACUCCACAAGGUGAGAUCUUGCAUGGAGCCCCAGGCCGAGGGAGAUUGACUGUUCUUUUGUGUUUCUUCCAUUUGCGAAUAAUCGCACCAACUGUUGUCACCUUCUCACCAAGCUGCUUGGCGAUGGUCUUGUAGCCCAUUCCAGCCUUGUGUAGGUCUACAAUCUUGUCCCUGACAUCCUUGGAGAGCUCUUUGGUCUUGGCCAUGGUGGAGAGUUUGGAAUCUGAUUGAUUGAUUGCUUCUGUGGACAGGUGCCUUUUAUACAGGUAACAAACUGAGAUUAGGAGCACUCCCUUUAAGAGUGUGCUCCUAAUCUCAGCUCGUUACCUGUAUAAAAGACACCUGGGAGCCAGAAAUCUUUCUGAUUGAGAGGGGGUCAAAUACCUAUUUCCCUCAUUAAAAUGCAAAUCAAUUUAUAACAUUUUUGACAUGCGUUUUUCUGGAUAUUUUUGUUGUUAUUCUGUCUCUAACUGUUCAAAUAAACCUACCAUUAAAAUUAUAGACUGAUCAUGUCUUUGUCAGUGGGCAAACGUACAAAAUCAGCAGGGGAUCAAAUACUUUUUUCCCUCACUGUAUAUAGACCUGGUUCAUGGUAACAUACUCCUCCUGCCUAUGUAAAUGCAAGGUAAAUACACACAUUUUUGGCCAUUUUAUGUAAAGUGGGAUCAUUGUAAGUACAUUGUGACAUAGAUUCAGAUUUCUUUAAACAUUAUUUGUUUUCUCGAUGCAAAGCACAGACAACAAUGUAAGUGGGCAGGUGUUAAUGUUCUGGGAGCCUAACCUACCCAACCAGUCUGAAUUCAAUGGGAAUCCCAUCCAUGGUUGAUGGCCUAUCAGCAAAGAAGUAUGCAUUAAGUAUGAGUUGAGAGUCUAUGAGACACAGUCAUGUAUGCUUUUGUAGCAGUACAUAACAGUGUUCCUAAGAGGACCUUAAUAAGUAUAAAACAAUAUACGCCUUGCAUAAUUACGAUAUAGCGAUAUGCCUUGCAAUAUCACAAUAUAACUGUGUAAUCUAAACAAAUUAUUUUAGAGUGAGGAGAGGUGUCCCCACGAUGUUAAGUUUGUUUACAAAUGUAUAAAAAGUGUAAAUGUGUAAUUGCACAAACAACAAACAGGUUGAAGGAAUUGUAUAACGUAAUGUGUAGCCUACACUGUAACUGUAACUACAAAGUCAAAAGAUAGGAUUUAGGCCACUUAAUCUUAAGAGGGACCAUAACAAUAAUAAUAGUUGGUGACAGUGAAAGAAUGUGGUCAAAUUAUUUUCUUGGCUUCCUAAGCUGUUACGAUAUGUAAAGCACAAGUCAUGUGUAAUUAAUGUGUGACCUUACAGAACCACCAGUUGAGUUCACCAAACCUCUGGAGGACCAGACAGUUGAGGAAGAGGCCACUGCUACUUUGGAGUGUGAAGUCUCCAGGGAUAACGCUGAGGUCAGGUGGUUCCAAGACGGACAGGAGAUCCGCAAAACGAAGAAAUAUGACAUUGUUGCCGAUGGCCGCAAGAGAAGACUCAUCAUUCAUGGCUGUACUCUUGAUGAUUCAAAAACAUUUACCUGCGACGCCUCAGAAUUCAAAUCCUCUUGCUUCCUUAACGUUGAACGUAAGUAAAGUAUAGAUUAAAAACCUUUCAUAUAGUUUGUUUGUUUGUAAAGACUUUGGUGUAUUUGUCCUACUGGUAUAUUAACACUGUGACCGUGUCCUUACAGCUCCACAUGUUGACUUCUCUAAGCCACUCCAUGAUGUUGAGGUCAAAGAAAAGGAAUCUGCCAGAUUUGAAUGCGAAGUAUCUCGCGAAAAUACGAAGGUAUUGAUUCCUGACCCUUCACCCCUUACCUCCCCCACCCUACCACUUUCCCCACCCCCUGCACAAUACAUGCACAUUCAAACACGACCUUCUUAUUUGUAUAAUAAUAUAAUAUAGUUGUAUGUGGAAUUACAAAAUAUAAUAUUAAAGGUCAUGAACAGUCAAAAUCAUGUUUUUCAUGAAAUUGCUUGGUUUUUCUUUGAAGGAAACCAGAUCGAAGUAUGAUGACCAAAGUAUGAAAAAUUACAGUUGCUUCUAUAUAGAUAAAGUUUGCUCAUUAAGUUACUGGUCCCCCACCCAUGUCACUCACUUGGAUUGAUUAUUAAGGGGACAAGGUGACAUCACCUUAACUCUCAUUUUAAGACACCACUGGUAACAUAACACUAAUUGAAAUAAGUAGUGCCUUAUAACCAAUAUCGGAGGUGUGUUUGCAGAGGGGUGUGGUUUAUAUAGCUAGAUAGCUACUCUACUGGUGCCAAAAUGUUACUGCACGGUGUCAGCCAAUAUAAUUAAGUGUUUACCCUAUUCAUCUAUGGCAAAUAUACUUAUAUGUUUCCCCUUUCAUCUGUGUUUGCUGUUAGCUAGUUACUGGCUAGCUAGGUCUUCAGCCAGCAUGGAACAAAAGGGUGGGUGGGUCAUUCAAAACUCAGACGCAGUUGUCAAGUCAAUACAUCCGUCAGUGCUGCUGUGAACCGCAUCACAAAAGACAUGCCAAAUGAGAGAUGUAUAAAAUUAAAUUGAUAUCAUUGAUGCAAUUUCAAUGUUGUUUGAGUGGCUUUGUGUAUGACCAAAUUAGCUUGGUGAUUUUACUGCAACACUGCUCACUGCAUCCAAGUUGCUUGACAUAGGUGUUUCAAAGAGCUGUCAGCCAAGGCGAGCUCAUGAAUAUAAGCUCCCCACCCACUUAGCCUGUCUUUUCAAACUUCCUGGUAGUUAGCCAUGAGAGAAAAAGUACUUUUCAGAAUGACUGUUCAGGACCUUUAAGACUGAGAGGUAGUUGUCUUUCCUGUCUUCCACUGUGUUCCAUUCUAGUGUGCUGUUACAUUUCAUUCCCUUUGUUUCCGUCAUAGUCUGGAUCAGUACUUAUUAACAGUAUUCUACCGUCAUUGUAGUCUUUGCUUUAUGGUUGUUUCUGUAAACAGGUCCGUUGGUUGAAGGACAGCAGCGAAAUCAGAAAGGGAAAGAAAUAUGAAAUAAUCGCCAAAGGUCGCCAACACAUCCUCAUCAUCCACAAGUCAGUGUUCGAUGAUGAAGCAGAAUAUGAAUGUGAUGCGAAGGUCUCCAAAUCCUCCGGCAUGCUUACAGUCGUUGGUGAGUCUGGCACACUUUCUCUGUCUCAAAAGGUACAUCCCAAAUGGCACCCUAUUCUUUAUAUAGUGCACUACUUUUGACUAGAGCCCAUAUAGGGCUCUGGUCAAAAGUAGUGCACUUACAGUUGAAGUCGGAAGUUUACAUACACUUAGGUUGGUGUCAUUAAAACUCAUUUUUCAACCACUUCACAAAUUUCUUGUUAACAAACUAUAGUUUUGGCAAGUCGGUUAGGACAUCUACUUUGUGCAUGACACAAAUCAUUUUUCCAACAAUUUUUUUACAGACAGAUUAUUUCGCUUAUAAUUCACUGUAUCACAAUCACAAUUCCAGUGGGUCAGACGUUUACAUACACUAAGUUGACUGUGCCUUUAAACAGCUUGGAAAAUUGCAGAAAAUGAUAUCAUGGCUUUAGAAGCUUCUGAUAGGCUAAUUGACAUCAUUUGAGUCAAUUGGAGGUGUACCUGUGGAUGUAUUUCAAGGCAUAUCUUCAAACGCAGUGCCUCUUUGCUUGACAUCAUUGGAAAAUCAAAAGAAAUCAGCCAUGACCUCAAAAAAGAAAUUGUAGACCUCCACAAGUCUGGUUCAUCCUUGGGAGCAAUUUCCAAACAACUGACGGUACCAUGUUCAUUUGUACAAACAAUAGUACGCAAGUAUAAACACCAUGGGACCACGCAGCCGUCAUACUGCUCAGGAAGGACACGCGUUCUGUCUCCUAGAGAUAAACGUACUUUGGUGCGAAAAGUGCAAAUCAAUCCCAGAACAACAGCAAAGGACCUUGUGACGAUGCUGGAGGAAACAGGUACAAAACUAUCUAUAUCCACAUUAAAACAAGUCCCAUAACGACAUAACCUGAAAGGCCGCUCAGCAAGGAAGAAGCCACUGCUCCAAAACCACCAUAAAAAAGCCAGACUACGGUUUGCAACUGCACAAGGGGACAAAGAUCGUACUUUUUGGAGAAAUGUCCUCUGGUCUGAUGAAACAAAAAUAUAACUGUUUGGCCAUAAUGACCAUCGUUAUGUUUGGAGGAUAAAGGGGGUUGUUUGCAAGCCGAAGAACACCAUCCCAACCGUGAAGCACGGGGGUGGCAGCAUCAUGCUGUGGGGGUGCUUUGCUGCAGGAGGGACUGGUGCACUUUACAAAAUAGAUGGCAUCAUGAGGAAGGAAAAUUAUGUGGAUAAAUUGAAGCAACAUCUCAAGACAUCAGUCAGGAAGUUAAAGCUUGGUCGCAAAUGGGUCUUCCAAAUGGACAAUGACCCCAAGCAUACUUCCAAAGUUGUGGAAAAAUGGCUUAAAGACAACAAAGUCAAGGUAUUGGAGCGGCCAUCACAAAGCCCUGGCCUCAAUCCUAUAGAAAAUGUGUGGGCAGAACUUAAAGAGCGUGUGCGAGCAAGGCAGCCUACAAACCUGACUCAGUUACACAAGCUCUGUCAGGAGGAAUGGGCCAGAAUUCACCCAAUUUAUUGUGGGAAGCUUGUGGAAGGCUACCCAAAAUGUUUGACCCAAGUUAAACAAUUUAAAGGCAAUGCUACCAAAUACUAACUGAGUGUAUGUAAACUUCUGACCCACUGGGAAUGUGAUGAAAUAAAUAAAAGCUGAAAUAAAUCAUUCUCUCUCCUAUUAUUCUGACAUUUCACAUUCUUAAAAUAAAGUGGUGAUCCUAAUUGACCUAAAACAGGGAAUUUUUACUAGGAUUAAAUGUCAGGAAUUGUGAAAAACUGAGUUUAAAUGUAUUUGACUAAGGUGUAUGUAAACUUCCGACUUCAACUGUAUAUGCCAUUUGGGACUCAGCCAAAGAGAUUCAUUUUGAUGUCAUAUACUGUAAUCGACUUAUCAUAAUAUAUUGCCUUGACAGUUAUAUUGUAUUUCCUUUGCAGAGGAAGAAGCUAGGUUCACCAGGAACCUGUCUAACGUGGAGGGAACAGAAGCAGACAGUGUGAAGAUGAUUUGUGAAGUGUCAAAGGCAGAUGCUGAUGUCAUGUGGUAUAAGGAAGACCAGGAACUUCCCGAGGGAGGAAGAUACGAUCAGAUCGUAGACGGCAGGAAGAGGAUACUCAUCAUCCAGGAUCUCAAAACAGAUGAUGCUGGAGAGUACUAUUGCAAACUGUCCAGCUCAAAGACAACUGGAAACCUGAAAAUAAAUGGUAAUGGAAUCAGACAUAAGCUCUGUUUAGUCAGCUAAAGACCGUUGUCUGGUGGAGAAAGUGAAAUAUCCUGGGUAGUGGAUACACACCAGUACCGUUAUGAAAAUCAAAUCAUGAGAUGCAGCUAAAGUAUUUGUGUAAAAUGAGAGCAUAUACACUAAUCUGUUUUUGUUCUUCUAGAACUGGCUGCUGAGUUUAUCGCCAUGCCUCAGAGUCAGGAGGUGGUUGAGGGAGAAAAGGCUGAGUUUGUCUGCUCAGUCUCUAAAGACACAUUCAUUGUCAAAUGGAUGAAGGAUGAUAAGGAGCUAGAAAAAGGGGACAAGUACGACAUUGUCUGUGAUGGCAAGAGAAGAAUACUUGUUAUCAAGAACUCUGAACCCAAGGAUGAGGGAGCCUAUGUUGCCCUCAUUGGCACCACCAGAGCUACAGCUGACCUGAUUGUUCUUGGUAGGUCAUCAAUGUUGGUUUUCUUUUCUAUUCUAACCUCACCAACCUGUAUGUGUAUGUGUAUGUGUGUCUUUCGGAGUGGUUGAGAUAAAGUUGAUUUUCUGUUAGACCUUUGUGUACAAUUGGGCAGUAAAGUAAUCUUCUUCUAAAAUCUUCUUCUUGUGUGUCACUACCUGAGGCAGCUUUGGCGAAAUAUUUAAUUCCAUUUAUUAACUUGUGUUUCUUUAACUUUUAUUUCCACAGAAAAACUCAGGAUCAUUACACCACUCAAAGACACAGAAGCCAAAGAGGGACAAGAGAUCGUCUUCAACUGUGAGGUGAACACUGAGGGAGCUAAAGCUAAGUGGCUGAAGAACGAUGAGACCAUGUUUGAGAGCAGCAAGUUUGUCAUGAUCCAGAAAGACAACGUGUUCUCUCUGAGGAUCAAGGAUGCUGAGAAGUCAGAUGAAGGAAACUACACUAUUACAUUGACAAACCACCGCGGUGAACAUGCUAAGAGCUCUGGCAAACUUACAGUAAAAGGUGAACAUUGUUUUGUUAUCGAUUCUACCAACGGCUAAUUUGAUGUAGUAGUAUGUCUUAUGUUUGUUUGAAGUUAGCUACAUGACUUACUGAUUUUUGUUUGUUUUAUCUACAGAGGAGAGUCUGAAGAUCAUUGUACCUCUUGAGGACUGCGACACACAGGAGAAGAAGACUGUUAGCUUCUCUUGCAAGGUCAAUAGGCAGAAGGUUACACUGAAAUGGACGAAGGCAGGUCAGGAGAUCACCUUCAGCAAACGCAUAAUCUACAGGGUGGACCAAUAUAAGCACACACUGACCAUCAAGGACUGUACUCUGGCUGAUGAAGGUGAAUACACCGCCAUCGCUGGUGAUGACAAGUCUACAGCUGAGCUGAUCAUUAGUGAAGCCCCCACUGACUUCUCCGCACAACUCAAAGACCAGACCAUCCUCGAGUUUGAGAAUGCUGAGUUCACCUGCAAACUCACCAAGGAGAAGGCUGAGGUGAAAUGGUACAGGAAUGGACGUGAAAUAAGAGAGGGACCCAGGUAGGAACACUUUUAGACUGCUAUGAGACAUGGUCACUGUUGCUUUACUGUCACUGUCACUAAAUCUUAAAAGCUACUUUGCCCCUAAGGGCCACCAUAGGAAUUUAAUUCAAUAAUAAAAGGUGUAGGGUAACAUUAUCCAUUUUCGCUUUUUACAAGGUACAUCUUUGAAAAAGAGGGCAAGACCUGCAGGCUGCGUAUCAAGGAGUGCAGACCAGAUGAUGAGUGUGAAUAUUCCUGUGGCGUCGAUGAAAGGAGAUCACACGCCCAUCUCUUCGUUGAAGGCAAGCCUCUUGAAUUCAUUGUAUGAUUCUGUUUGUGUUUUUCUAACUGUUCUGUAUGAAUUCAUGUUUCACUAAUUAUAUUUUGUAUUUGUGUGUAAUCUUUAUUCCAGAGAGCGCAGUUGAGAUCAUCAGACCACCAAAGGAUGUGUUUGAGCCUCCAGGCUCAGAUGUUGUAUAUGAAGUCGAACUGAACAAAGACAGAGUUGAGGUCAAAUGGUUGAGGAACAACAUGACCAUCGUCCAGGGUGACAAGUACCAGAUGAUGAGCGAGGGCAAGGUCCACAGACUCCAGGUGUGUGAGAUCAGACCUCGUGACCAGGGAGAGUACAGAAUCAUCGCCAAAGACAAGGAUGCCAGAGCCAAGCUGGAGCUGGCAGGUAAGUCAUCAUGGGCUCCAUACCCUCCCAGAUUCCACAGUACAUCUAUCCUUUUAUUCUUUGAUCAUAUAAUUGUUUAUUCCUCUACAGCUAAGCCAAAUAUCAAGACUAUGGAUCAGAGCUUAGUAACAGAUGCUGGAAAGCCCAUCGUCAUGUUCGUGCCCUACAGCUCGUAUCCUAAAGCUGAAGCUGAGUGGUUCUAUGAUAAUGUCAGCCUACCCAAGGACAGCAUCCACACUGUUGGGGACAGGACAGAGUACAGUCUGAAGGACCCUAAGAAGUCCGACCAAGGACAUUACAAGGUUGUCAUCAAGAACAAACACGGACAGGGAGAGGCAUUCAUUAAUCUGGAUGUCAUUGGUAAAUUGCCUUUCAAUCCACUCUUGUAUUUGAAUGGAUAACGGGAAGGGAUUUUAUUCUUGUAAAGGAUAUUUUCCUUGGAAUCUGUUCUUGUUCAUGGAUUUCAUUUAUUCAUGUAUUGUUGUCUUCCACAGAUGUCCCUGGACCCGUGAAGAGUCUUCAAGUGGUUGACACCGCCGAUGGUGAGGUCAGCCUGGCCUGGGAAGAGCCAGAGAGUGAUGGUGGCAGCAAGAUCAUUACAUACGUGGUGGAGAGGCGUGACGUCAAGCGCAAGACAUGGACUCUUGCAACUGACCGCUCUGACGCUCCAGAAUACACUGUGACCGGACUCCAGAGGGAAUCCAUGUACCUAUUUCGUGUUUGUGCUCGCAACAGAGUGGGCAGUGGACCAAAUGUUGAGACAGAGAAACCUGGUGUUUAUGCCAAGAACAAGUUUGGUAAGUAAAAUAUUUCAUAUUGUAUCACCUCAUACAGUAAACAAUGAACUGCCGACCAGAAAAGUGAAUUACAACCUUGUGUUAUAUUUCAGAUGUUCCUGAUGCUCCUCAGGAUGUGAGUGUUGGAAACGUGAGUAAGUUUGGAGCCACCGUCUCCUGGGAAAAACCAGUAUCUGAUGGAGGGGCUGAGAUCACCUCCUACAUAAUUGAGUCCCGUGACAGGACCUCUGUGAAGUGGGCCGUGGCUAUGAUCAGUAAAGCAACAAAUCGCAGUGAAAUCAUCAACGACGUUAUUGAGAACAAGGAAUACAUCUUCCGUGUCAAGGCUGAAAACAAGGCUGGCAUUGGAAAGCCAAGCGCU